GCCAAACUCGCCCACCAUACACACAUACAAGCAUACAAGCACACGCCAUCACAUCACAUCACAUCACAUUAGAUUUACACCAGACCAUGUCGUAUGACAAUGCUCCUAUGAACUCACGGGCCCCCUCAUACCAGUACCAGUACCAGGGCCAGGGCCAGGGACAAAGCCAGAGUCAGAAUCAGCACAUGUUUGCUUCCCGGCCCAAGAUCCGGCACCCGAACCGGCCGCCAUGCCUCACGCCGUCGAAGACAGUGUACAUUCGCAACCUGAACGAAAAGACAAAGCCGGUGGUUCUGGCCGCCGCGCUCAGGGCGCUCUUCGAGACAUACGGGCCCGUCCUGACCCUGCGCAUGCGUGGCCAGGCCUUUAUCGUCUUCAAGGACACCGAGCAUGCUGUCCGUGCCCACUCGGAAGUGCAGGGCUUCAUGCUUUUUGACAAGCCCAUUUUCGCGCCAGCCUUCCGAUGCCACAUUGCCGACCAGGGCGACCCACCGAUCCAGGAGCGAGACGCGCGCGAGCGAGACGCCCAGGCGCGUGUUUUGGCACAGCCUCAGGCGGAGGCCGCAUUGGCGUCUGCGGCUAUCACUGCAAUUUCGGCGCUGCCGCCUGGCGUUGAGAUCCCAAACUCCAUCUUGUUCCUGCAGGGCCUGCCCGCCGACAUUGCUGUCCGCUGGGUCUCUGUCAAGCCCGAUGUAGCUUUUGUCGAGUUCCGUUCUGAGAUCCAAGCUGCAUUUGCAAAGUCAUCCCUCGCCUCGCAGUUGUCCCUGCGCGAAGGCGCCUCGCCCGUAUCCGUCUCCUUCGCCAACCGCUGAGACCUUGAGUGGAUAUUUCGAAUCCACCUCAGAGAUUUUGACCAGAUAUUAUCCAACCACACCAACCAUUUAAGCAGAGUAUGCAUGGAAUAUUUUGUUGGUUGCAUUAUCCAAGCUGUGCUCCUAGCCCGCUAAAAUAAUAUCUUGUGUCGAUCUUUGGAGGCGGUAAUCAUUUGAGUCGCCUUAUUUCAACCUGUAAACUGCAGCAACUUGCCGUCCACUAUUUGUGCUUUUUUCGUUUUUCAGAAUUUGGUGUUGAAAAAACGGUACGCUC
Kickxella alabastrina is the source of this 1086-nucleotide messenger RNA. RefSeq lists its product as uncharacterized. Gene Ontology annotation, molecular function: U1 snRNA binding. Gene Ontology annotation, cellular component: U1 snRNP. The record is from RefSeq and is a predicted model, not a curated record. Bases 87 to 812 code for a protein of 241 amino acids. Gene Ontology annotation, biological process: mRNA splicing, via spliceosome. NCBI's taxonomy places the organism in Eukaryota, Fungi, Kickxellomycota, Kickxellomycetes, Kickxellales, Kickxellaceae. The transcript is spliced from 6 exons.